Messenger RNA from Alosa sapidissima (American shad), 4404 nucleotides. It is a transcript of the gene slc12a4, whose product is annotated as solute carrier family 12 member 4. Lineage: Eukaryota; Metazoa; Chordata; Actinopteri; Clupeiformes; Clupeidae. Bases 103 to 3390 code for a protein of 1095 amino acids. Gene Ontology annotation, cellular component: membrane. Gene Ontology annotation, biological process: cell volume homeostasis; chloride ion homeostasis; chloride transmembrane transport. The transcript is spliced from 24 exons. The record is from RefSeq and is a predicted model, not a curated record. Gene Ontology annotation, molecular function: potassium:chloride symporter activity.
GAGAUUAGUGGGAGUCGAGUCAGGCUGAGGGGAGACAGACGCGGGCUGACUGAGCGGCAUUUUGACUGAGGGGACUUUAAAGUGCUGUGAACGGAGGAAAACAUGCCCCAUUUCACCGUGGUGCCAGUGGAAGACAGCGCUCCGUCAGCUUAUGACAGCCUAGAGGGGAUAAACUGGGUGGAUUACCAGGACACGGGACAAGGAUACCCUGGGCAUGGGGACACUGUCAGCUCUGAUGGCCAUGGAAAUCAUAAAGAGGACAGCCCCUUUCUCAGCAGCAAUGAGUCAACAUCAAAGAAGAAUGAUUACUAUGACAAAAAUCUGGCUUUGUUUGAGGAGGAGCUGGACAUCAGGCCCAAGGUGUCCCAUCUCCUCAGCCGACUGGUCAACUACACCAACGUGACCCAGGGGGCCAAAGAACAUGAGGAGGCUGAAAACGCAGAUGCAUCCAGAAGAAAUAUCCCAAAGUCACCAAAUAUGGGCACGCUGAUGGGUGUCUACCUGCCCUGUCUACAAAACAUCUUUGGUGUCAUCCUCUUCCUCCGACUCACCUGGAUUGUGGGCAUGGCUGGAGUUGUACAGUCCUUCCUCAUAGUUCUCAUGUGCUGUGCAUGUACAAUGCUCACUGCUAUAUCUAUGAGCGCAAUUGCUACUAAUGGAGUUGUGCCAGCUGGUGGGGCAUAUUUUAUGAUUUCCCGCUCUCUGGGCCCAGAGUUUGGAGGUGCUGUGGGACUCUGUUUUUACCUGGGAACGACAUUUGCAGCAGCUAUGUACAUAUUAGGAGCAAUUGAAAUAUUUCUGAAAUACCUGGUACCACAGUCAGCAAUAUUUCACUCUACCGAUAUGCACGGAGCAGAUGGGGCCAUGCUCAACAACAUGCGGGUCUAUGGCACUAUAUGCCUCAGUAUGAUGGCACUUGUCGUAUUUGUGGGGGUUAAGUACGUCAACAAGCUGGCCUCCCUCUUCCUGGCCUGCGUGCUCAUCUCCAUCGUGUCCAUCUAUGUUGGAGCUGUGAUGUCCAGCUUCAACCCACCAGACUUUUCGAUUUGUAUGCUGGGAAACCGGACACUGGUGAGGGAUCUCUUUGACACGUGCGGGAAGACCGUUGUGGAGGGCAACAACACCGUACCAAGCCAACUGUGGAGAAUGUUCUGCGGCUCAGGAAAUGCUACUAGCCUCCACUGUGACGAUGAGUACUUCAACCAGAACAACGUUACUGAAAUACAGGGAAUUCCUGGCUUGUCCAGUGGUGUAAUUAGCGACAACAUGUGGUCUAACUACCUUGAUAAGGGGCAGAUCCUGGAGAAAGUUGGUCUGGCCUCGGUGGAUGUGCACGGCUCCAUGGAGAACUUUGGCCUGUAUGUGUCUGCUGAUAUAGCCACCUCAUUCACCCUCCUAGUGGGGAUAUUCUUCCCAUCAUCCACUGGUAUUAUGGCAGGCUCCAACAGAUCUGGAGAUCUCAAAGAUGCACAAAGGUCCAUACCAGUGGGAACCAUUCUGGCAAUAGCAACCACAUCCCUUGUCUAUAUGACUUCGGUGGUCUUGUUUGGUGGGUGUAUAGAGGGUGCGGUCCUAAGAGACAAGUUUGGGGACGCUGUCAGUAAGAACCUGGUGGUGGGCACCCUCUCCUGGCCCUCGCCCUGGGUCAUUGUGGUCGGCUCCUUCUUCUCCACGGUGGGAGCUGGGCUGCAGUCCCUGACCGGGGCUCCUCGGCUGCUGCAGGCCAUUGCUAAGGACAACAUCAUCCCUUUUCUCAGGGUGUUUGGACACAGCAAGGCCAAUGGGGAACCCACGUGGGCCCUGCUGUUGACUGGCCUCAUUGCUGAACUGGGUAUUCUCAUCGCCUCGUUGGAUAUGGUGGCGCCUAUUCUCUCAAUGUUCUUCCUGAUGUGUUAUCUGUUUGUGAACUUAGCCUGUGCAGUGCAAACACUACUCCGAACUCCAAACUGGAGGCCAAGGUUCAAAUAUUACCACUGGGCUCUCUCUUUUCUGGGGAUGAGCAUGUGUUUGGCUUUGAUGUUCAUCUCUUCCUGGUACUACGCCAUUGUGGCUAUGGGAAUAGCUGGAAUGAUAUACAAGUACAUUGAGUAUCAAGGAGCUGAGAAGGAGUGGGGGGAUGGAAUAAGGGGAUUAUCUUUGAGUGCUGCUCGCUACGCCCUCCUACGCCUUGAGGCAGGACCACCUCAUACCAAAAACUGGAGGCCUCAGCUGCUGGUGCUCUUGAAGUUAGAUGAGGACCUACACGUGAAGUAUCCCAGACUGCUGACCUUCGCCUCCCAGCUGAAGGCUGGGAAAGGCCUGACCAUAGUUGGGUCUGUCAUUCAGGGCAACUUCCUUGACAGCUAUGGUGAAACACAAGCAGCUGAACAGGCGAUUAAAAACAUGAUGGAGAUUGAGAGGGUGAAAGGUUUCUGUCAGGCCGUGGUGACGUCAAAAGUACGAGAGGGCAUUGCCCAUCUCAUCCAGUCGUGUGGUCUGGGCGGGAUGAAGCACAACACCGUGGUUAUGGGCUGGCCAUACGGCUGGAGACAGAGUGAGGACCCUCGGGCCUGGAAGACCUUCAUCAAUACGGUCAGGUGCAUAACAGCGGCUCACCUGGCCCUCAUGGUGCCAAAGAAUGUGUCCUUCUACCCCAGCAACCACGAGCGCUUCAUUGAUGGCCAUAUUGACGUCUGGUGGAUUGUCCAUGACGGUGGCAUGCUCAUGUUGCUUCCCUUCCUCCUUAAACAGCACAAGGUUUGGCGGAAGUGUAAAAUGCGCAUCUUCACAGUGGCCCAGAUGGACGACAACAGCAUUCAGAUGAAGAAAGACCUGGCCACCUUCCUCUACCAGCUAAGGAUAGAGGCUGAAGUAGAGGUGGUGGAAAUGCACGACAGUGAUAUCUCUGCGUACACAUAUGAGCGGACUCUGAUGAUGGAGCAGAGGUCUCAGAUGUUGAGACAGAUGAGGUUGUCCAACACAGAGAGAGAGAGAGAGGCCCAGCUGGUGAAGGACCGGCACUCCAUGAUCCGCAUGGGCAGCCUGUACUCAGACGAGGAGGAGGACGUGCCGGAGCCCGUCCCUGAUAAAAUCCAGAUGACCUGGACGAUGGAAAAGUGUGAGGCCGAGAGGAGGAACCGGACCAAUGCUCCAGAGAACUUCAGAGAGCUCAUCAGUAUCAAACCGGAUCAGUCUAAUGUACGAAGAAUGCACACAGCUGUUAAGCUCAAUGAAGUCAUCGUAAACAGAUCACAUGAUGCAAGGCUGGUGUUGCUCAACAUGCCUGGUCCUCCUCGCAACACAGACGGGGAUGAAAACUACAUGGAGUUCCUGGAAGUCUUGACGGAGGGUCUCGAAAGAGUUCUGUUGGUGAGAGGAGGGGGUCGAGAGGUCAUCACUAUCUACUCAUGAUUGAUCAUGGUUGGAUCUACUCCAACACCCAGACACAAUAAACGCAGCGACUGGUUCAGUUUGGCUGAUGCUCUGUGUAAACACACAGAAAGAUGAUUGAAAAAUAUGGGCUUGGCACUUUGACAGAAUGUAUUUCCCCCAAAUAGGAUGCUUAUAUAAUCUUGCAACAUUUUUCAGCAGCAUGUCAAGUUGGGACUGCUCCAAAACCUUUGCCAAAACCUUUGACAGUGCCAUAACAGAACUGUAUAUACUCCCACGUCCCACCACUGAACAAUCAUUGGAAUAACUAUCAGGACUGUUAUUGGACUAUUAUUAUCAGGAAGUCUUUUUUGUUGCUUGUAACUGACAUGACAACAUUUGGAACAAACAUGGUGCAUUGAGCAUGAUGAAAAAGUCGUGAAACCUGCUGACUAAGACACUUAGUCAAAUGUUAGACAACAAAUUAGCAAAUGUUUGAUAUGAUUGUGGCCCUAUAGAAGCAAUAUCCAUGUGAAGGCUCACGUCCAGCUAACAUUCCUCUAGGUUUCGAGUGUUGAGCAUGUUACACUGCCUUUGCAAACAAAAGUGCCAAACGUUGGUUUGUCUUCGAGUUUGGAAAAAUAAUUUAUUUUCUUAUUUAUUUUGUUUUGUAACACCCCCAUUGGGAUCAAGUAUUAGGUUGUAGAUAGUUAACUGAAGUGGGGUUCGCUGCUUGGAUUGCCGUUAAAAAUUGUAAAUGCAGGAAUUUGUAAUAGAGUAAUGGAACAUUUGAAAGAGCAAGUAAUUUAUGACUUUUGUACAUUAUAUUUGCUUUGUAUUUCUGAAUGAACGCUUUUCAGUCUGUAAAUGUGUACUGAUAAUCCUAUGAGAUAGUUUGUAAAUUCAUGUACAAUACUCAAUAGGACCUGCGCCAGAAUAUUAUACUAUAAAUAAUACUAUUUAUAAAAUAAAGUAUUUUGCUUGUAGAAACAAAAACAUUAUUCAGCUAUGAAGUCUGAUGUUUAAAUAAUAAACACUGAAUAAAGACAAAAAAAA